Molecule: messenger RNA, 2561 nt
Organism: Anopheles stephensi (Asian malaria mosquito)
Lineage: Eukaryota; Metazoa; Arthropoda; Insecta; Diptera; Culicidae
Exons: 5
Coding region: 1286-2503 (405 amino acids)
Source: RefSeq, a predicted model, not a curated record
UUAUUCGAUGGCCGACGGUGCCGUCACGGUGGUGAUGGGCAGGACGCGCUAGUACAACAAAUGCACCUCCAGCACACCUUCCGUGGAGGCGAACGCUGCGCGAGGCUCGCUGGUUUUGCGAAACGACCGGAUCGGCGAACGCGUCGAGUGCGUCGGGAGAAAAAGGCUGUUUGGACCCGGUUUUCGGCAUCAGAAGGGCUUCGGCAGCCGCAGGUCGAACAGUGCAGCAGUGCCCGCUGCAGCGUCAGUUAAUAUGUGCAAUCGGAUGUGCGCGUACGUGCAACGGUUGGCACUGUUCGGGUUCUGCAUCGUGGCGUUCAGCGUGUUCUGGUGGUGCUUCUUCUGCAGCAUCUACGUCGUCAUGUUUGGCGAUGCGUUAACGGGCCCGUCCGCGACCACUGAUCGUGGCACCGCUCAAAACACUGCCCGGGUUGGCAUGAUGGCCAGCUCCGACGACGGUCACUUUGGUUCGUCGUGGGCUUAAGCUGUGUAGCGUGUGUGUGUGUUUUGUCCUGCACACAAGGGACAGUGUUGAUCAAGUGCUCUAGGGCGUACAGUAACGAACAAACGUAACGCAUCCGGGACAGCGAACCAAACGGUGCUAGCGAUAAGCAUCGAACGGCAUCCGGGGACGCGACAAGUGCCAAAAAGUGUGGUUGUGAGUGAGAUCCGCGUGAUUCGGCUUUUGUUGAUCGUCGGCCAGUGUAUUUUUUUUGUUGGCGCUGAAGAUAUCGUCAAAAAGAAAAAAGAAACCAAAACAAAGCAGCGAGAAGAUCAAACGGCGACGCACAGAAGACCAGAAGAGAGCGUGCGAGCAAAUGAAGUUAUUAGGCGGGAAAUAAUAAUCAUCGUCGCGGGUUUUCGGCGCCAGCACGCGAGGAAUGUGUUUGGUGAGUCAAUUUGGCGAGUGAGUUAAAAUGUGUAUGUGUGAGUUUGUGUGUGAUGGUAGCGUUUUGGCUUAGCGUUAUCAGCGAAUGAGGUGGUAUCGCUAUUACUGAGCGGUCUUCACGCGACUUGUUGCAACGUUCCCAACGCGUUUACAAGAAGCUGGUAUAUUGUGAGGUUGUGCAGGCAAUAAAAUUGCCCCUUAAAUGUGUGCAACAGAAUUCGAUAAGAAAACCGCAAAGAGGCUAGACUUGUAGAAUAAUCACAAUAAUAACAAUAAAGUGAUCGUGAAGAUAUAGUACGACUCAUUUGACCACUUGUCAUAGCAUCAAGAUCAACCCACAACAAAAUAGCAGAAAAUUGUGAACGACGGUACGAUUCAGAUCGUUAAAAAUGAAGGAUGCUCACACAACUUAGCACUCGCGUUGGGCAACAUGAUUCCAAGUUUGCAAGCAGCAGCAGCAGCAGCAGUAGCAGCAGCAGCAACACCAGGAAUACCAAAACAUUGUCUACCUUCAUCGCGCCAAGCCACAACAUUACGAUAGCCAACGAUCGACUGAGUGGUGCACAAUUAUCCGCAGCUAGCAACGCAGUGAAACGAGUGAAUUCUCUAAGCGCUUGGAGCUUAGAAGCAGAAAGUGUUUCGAUGAUCGACGACGAAAUGCAGGUGAUCGACACGAUCGAUCAGAGCUACUGGAAUGGAAAGUUUGUCCCACCACCACCGAGACCGCAGUUCCUUGAGGAGUCCAUUGCACCGGACGGUCUUACCACCUGUGAUCUCUGCUCAUGGGCCUGGCAGGACAAGGGUACACUAUCUCUCGACGGAGCGAUCAAGGAAAUUUUUUCGUCUUCAGACACGAAGGAAUUUAAUUGGACCUUCGCGCUGAUAGUAGUCUCGUUAACAUCGGCUUUUCUCGGUGCCAUAAUAAUGAUAGUAUUUCUUAGAUGUAAAAGGAUUCGAACCAAUCAGCAUGGACUUCGGUCGCUGUGUUUCGAUUCCAGUAGUACAAAGGACACCAGUGGGUUGAAUUUUGAUAACCAAACAUCGAAAAACUCGACCAACGGGUCAUGCAGCCCUCGUAGUACAAAUUCCGGCCUGUGGACGUGGUUCAGCAGCCGCAAGAAUCUAUCAACGCCGGACCAGCUGGUGAACUCCCACACGCUGCCGGUGGAGAACCACUACACGCACAUGGACGACAAUAACUACAAUCCGGUGCAGAUCGAUGAGGCGUCCUACGCGGAAGUGGGAAACGAGAUCGGUCCGUCAGAAACUACCUCCUACAAAUCAGGCUCCGUACAGCAUGGUACAGACAACGACAUUCUAAUCAUGAACUGCCCGUUACCAGCAAUACCGACCGGAUCACAUAGUGCGGGCGGAGGGGCUAGCGGAUCCGGCAGUGCGUACUACUCCGGCCUGCUGAACAACGCGAAUAUGGCCGGCGGUGAGGACGAGGACGAGCGGCCGUACGAGAUUGUCGAUUUGAAGGAGAUGUCAUCGCCUCACAAAAAUCAUAACGUACAAAGCCACUUUCUGAACGAGACGAACAAUUUGCUGACGAUUGAGAAACAUUCCGAAACGCUGCCGGAAGGGACGAUAAGUGCGUCAGACUAUGUUUGAUAAUGUUAGGGUGUAACUCGUUGAAGGGAAACAAAUCAACACAAAAUGACAAAAAAAA